CGAGGGGUGGGAAGAAAGAAGGCGGGUGGGUAGCAACAGUUGCCCCGGUGAGGACGGAGCGCCAUAGCCACGGUAGUCCUGGCGACAAGAACCCAGCAACGCGAAUCAACAACAACAACAACCCGAUUCCUUAAAAAAACCCAACACCAAAAAUUACCGGGGAAAAAAACCCAGCGAAACAUAGAGUGACGGUGGAGAGCCCUGGUCCUGGCAUGGCAAGUCAGGCCUACGUCUCAGAGCUGCAGGGGGGACAGUCCCAGUCGCAGCCCGCUCCAACGCAGUACGUCACGGACACGUCCCUGCCAGCCCCCCCGCAGCCCCCGGCAGUGCAGAAACAGGCCCCCCCUCCUCCCACUCAGGCACAGACACAGGCAGCCCCACCUCAGCAAACCCUGCAGUACGUGAGUGAGGUGCAGAGCGCAUCACCCCAGUCCAGCUCCACACAGCCGUCCCCACAGUACAUCGUUGUCACUGUCACCGAGAGUACCCUGAGGCCCAGUGAAACAGUGUCGGACUCCAGCUCCCCCCCCACAGUGGUUCAGACUGCCGUUCCCACUCAGGUGGUGCAGCAGGUCCAGGCCUCCCAGCAGCGAUUGCUGGUUCAGGGGGGGAUCUCUGUGAAGGGCCAGGCUGUCCCCUCUCCUCUCCAGCAGGUUUCUUUGCCGCCGCAGCAGCAGCAGCAGCAGCAGCGUCUGAUUGUCCAGACCUCGUCUCCCACUGGGAAGGGUGGACAGGUGUCCACGCUGUCUAUCCAUGGAGUCCAGCAGCAGCAGCAGCAGGUCCACUCUCCUCCUGAGAGGUCAGUGGUCCAGUCCACAGCGCCGACCCCUAAGCCUGCUCAGGUGCAGCAGCUCACUGUCCCGGGACUGCAGCAGGCCCAUGUGUCACAGGAGGUGCAGCAAUUGCAGCAGGUCCCAGUGCAGCAUGUCUACUCAAACCAGGUUCAAUAUGUAGAGGCAGGAGAUGCCAGCUACACCACCAGCACAAUUCGCUCCAGCAGCUACCCCUACUCUGAGACCCCCUUAUACAGCCAGAGCGCGGACCCCCCCUAUUACGAGUCUGGGGGCUCAGGGUCACAGGUCAGCACCCCUGUGACCUCUCAGGCCGUGCCCAGCGCCAGUGGGGCAGUGCCCAUGUAUGUGUCCGGGGGGCAGAUCGUAGCCAAUCCCAGCACAGCAGGGGCGGGGCCAGCGGCGGGGCAGGGAGGAAACACAGCGACGGCAGUGGCAGCAGGAAGCUACGUCAUCCAGGGGGGGUACAUGCUGGGCAGUGCCAGCCAGAGCUACUCACACACCACCCGGGCAUCUCCUGCUACUGUGCAGUGGCUGCUGGAUAACUACGAGACUGCGGAGGGCGUGAGUCUGCCCCGCAGCACGCUAUACUGCCACUACCUGCUGCACUGCCAGGAGCAGAAACUGGAGCCCGUCAACGCAGCAUCAUUUGGGAAACUCAUCCGAUCAGUGUUCAUGGGGCUGAGGACCAGGAGGCUGGGCACCAGAGGGAACUCCAAGUACCAUUACUACGGGCUGAGGAUCAAAGCCAACUCCCCCCUGCUCAGACUGAUUGAGGACCAGCAACACCUGGCCAUGAGGCAGCAGCCCUUCUCUCAGAAACAGAGGCUCAAGCCUGUGCAGAAGGUGGAGGGGAUGGCAAACGGCAUGUCUCUGGGGGGGCAGCAGCAGCAGGGCUCGGGCCUGUCAGACAUCAGCGCUCAGGUGCAACAGUACCAGCAGUUCCUGGAUGCCUCCCGCACUUUGCCUGAGUUUGCAGAGAUCGACCUGCAGGGGAAAGCACUGCCUGAUGGGAUAGCAAUGGAGCACAUCAAGGCCUUUCACCUGCUGUACCGCGAGCACUGCGAGGCUAUCUUGGAUGUGAUGAUAAACUUGCAGUUCACUCUGGUGGAGACACUGUGGAAAACAUUCUGGAGGUUCAGCGAGAGCCAGCCCAGCGACAGCACACCACUCCUAGUUCAUGAUGAGUCUGAGAAGAGGCUGCCGAAGGGCUGUCUGGUGGUCCUAUGCAAGUAUGAUCCUGUGCUGCGCUGGACCAAAGAGUGCGACAACAUGCUGUACCAGGGGCUAGUGGAGAUCCUGAUACCAGACGUGCUGAGACCCAUCCCCAGUGCCUUAACUCAAGCCAUCCGUAACUUUGCCAAGAGUCUGGAGAGCUGGCUGACCAAUGCCAUGAUGAACAUCCCAGAGGAGAUGGUGCGGGUCAAGGUAAUGGCAGCCAGUGCUUUUGCUCAGACCCUGAGGCGCUACACCUCUCUCAAUCACCUGGCCCAGGCAGCGCGAGCAGUCCUGCAGAACACAGCGCAGAUCAACCAGAUGCUGAGCGACCUCAACAGAGUGGACUUCGCCAACGUGCAGGAGCAGGCCUCCUGGGUUUGUCGCUGCAAUGACGUGGUGGUGCAGAGGCUGGAGCAGGAUUUCAAGCUCACCCUGCAGCAGCAGAACUCCCUGGAGCAAUGGGCAGCCUGGCUGGACAGUGUUGUCACACAGGUCCUCAAGCCCUACCAGGGAAGCACAGCUUUCCCCAAGGCAGCCAAGCUCUUCCUGCUCAAGUGGUCCUUCUACAGCUCGAUGGUGAUUCGAGACCUCACCCUGCGCAGUGCAGCCAGUUUCGGAUCCUUCCACCUCAUCAGACUGCUCUAUGACGAGUACAUGUACUACCUGAUAGAGCACAGAGUGGCGCAGGCUAAAGGAGAGACUCCCAUAGCUGUGAUGGGAGAGUUUGCUAACCUCGGACGUAGCUUGAACGCACUGGAUCCUGACAAGGAAGAAGAGGAGGAGGAGGAGGAGGAGAGUGACGAGGAGAGCCAGCAGGAGAUCUCCCUGCACUCCAGUGAGGUGCCAGGGCUGAGCGUGGAGCAGCUAGGGGAGCCACCAAGCAAGCUGGCACGCACUGACACCAGAGCCAUUUACACACAGGCAGCACAAAUCAACUGAGAGAUGCCCGAGCUAUCGACACACAGGCAGCGCCCAGCAACUGAGAGACAACAGAGCCAUCGACACACAGGCAGCGUCCAGCAACUGAGAGACACCAGAGCCAUCAACACACAGGCAGCGUCCAGCAACUGAGAGACACCAGAGCCAUCAACACACAGGCAGUGCAAAUCAACUGAGAGACACCAGAGCCAUCGACACACAGGCAGCUCCCAGCACCUGAGAGACACCAGAACCAUCGACACACAGGCAGCUCCCAGCACCUGAGAGACACCAGAACCAUCGACACACAGGCAGCACCCAGCACCUGAGAGACACCGGAGCCAUCGACACACAGGCAGGGAAAAUCAACUGAGAGACACCAGAGCCAUCGACACACAGGCAGCGUCCAGCAACUGAGAGACACCAGAGCCAUCAACACACAGGCAGGCAUUUUUGGAGUAGCGUGUGUCAGUGUGGAAGUGUCUGUCUGUGUGGGAUUGAAAUCUCAAGAGCCCAGUUCGUGUUGGAUUUGUCAAGAUCUUUACUCUAAAGUGCAGUUUGCACAAUUUAUCAUUUUAAUUUGUUAUGCAAUGUAGUGUCCCCCUAAUAACACCUUUCCAACAGCUACUAACAGGGCUGUCCCUUAUAAAAGUUUACCAUAGUAAAAGCCUAGCACAGUGUAAUAGAGCACAGUGAAAGCAUGGUAAAGCACAGAGGUAUGGUAAAGCGUAUUAUAAAACAUGGCAAAUCAGAGUAAACUAUGGUAAAUGCAGAGUAUAACCAUGGGAAAAACAUGGGGUGGGGGCGCUGUUAAAGUACUGUGCUAUAAGUGUUAAACUUUUAUAAGGGUGUGAGCAAAAUCCUAUGUGAGCACAUGUUGGUUUGUCUUAUUUGUUGGGCAAACACCAUGCUAGAUUGUUUUUCAUUAAAAAAAACAAAACUCAUAAUAAUAAUAAUCAUAGUUCAAAUAAACGGUGCACUCUGUGUACAGACAUUAGUAAAUCUGACUAAAUUUCAGAUUGAAACACAACACACCACACCACUCAGCUGCACACCAUUCAUUUACUCUCCCAAAAGUAGGUUAAAAUGAACAACAAACCCAAACCUUCACUGGAAAGGGGAUGAGGAAUGGUCUCUCUCCAGAUCUCGAUUUUGUUUGCAACUGGUUCACAGUCUGCUUUUCCAUGAUCUUUCCACAAGAGGGAGCCACCCGGUUCUCUGUAGAACUUGCCUGGAAGGAAAUGUGUUUUAGUGUGCAAGUUUAAGCCAUGUUAGUACAGUAUUCUGCCUUCAAAGCUUCUGUGACUGCCAAUUCCCUUUUCAAAUUGCCUGUGAAAUUAUGUUCUUAUGUUCUUAUUUGUCAUUGAAUUUAAUAUGAUUCUUGCAGGAUUCCUUGCAGCACUGUUUAGUGUCUAAUAGGUACAGAUGAAUCUAAAACAUGUGAGGCUUAAUGCAAGGGUAUUACGGAUUAAUACAUUUAUAAACAAACAAAUAAAAUAAGAAAUGUAGCUGCAAUGUUGGUAAUAUAUAGUAAUAUAUAUUUACAGUAAGUAAAUAAACAAAGUUUCAUAUAUAUAUAUAUAUCUAUAUCUAUCACACACCCCAGAGUGUCAGUUUAGCAUAACAGUGUGUUAGUCUAGACUGGGUGAUAUCAAUGUGUCAGUCUGUGUCUAAACAACAUACUCUUUUGUUCUUUGUUUUACUGUGUGAAUCAAUGAAGCGUAGCCUUUGGGAAGGAGUGAUUUACCUUUUAAUGUGUGUUUACUGUUCUAUAUACUGUAUAUGUGUGUGUAUGUGAUAAAUAUGUGUGAGUUCAAUAGCUCCUGUAUGUCUUUUCCAUUUCAUGCUGACCCCUACACCCCAUAAAAUAAAAGGGGGUUAGAAUGCUGUGGGUUAUUAUUUCAUUGCUGAUUGUCCAAGACUGUAGGUUUGUUUGUGCAGCUUAAAACAUUUCUUAACAGAGCUCUCCUAAGAGUUUACCACGGUUAAUGUGCAUGGUAAUUUUGCAGUUUUUCCCCCAUGCUUUUCCCAUGGUUAUACUAUGCAUUUAUCAUAGUGUAUCAUGGUUUGCCUUAUUUUUGUAAUAUGCUUUAUUACACUUUGCUGUGCUUUUAGUGCAGUAAACUUUUAUAAGGCUAACUUUCGAAACUGGGUUAUGAACCAUUAACUGGAAAUAAUAGCACCUCUGCAUGGUGAUGUUAAUUGACUGCCUUUCACUUGUCAAUGAGUCUUGUUUUUAAAAUAUGUUUUGUUUAGGUGUAUUUGCACCGUGCCUGUUGGAGUAACAUUUCAGCACGUUCACUCCCCACAGCAGCUGUGUUUGAACUAUUUAUACAUGACUGGAAACAUUUAGUGUGCUUGUUUAUUCAGAUGAAAAGUACUUUUUUUUAAAUGGGUUUAGGCAUGUAAAUGCUUGGCCUUUUUCUUUGUUUUUUUUCUUGCCUAUUCUUUACAGAUCUAAUGUCCAGCUGCCAGCACAGCUCUAUUUAUCCUAACCUUAGUUAAAAUGAGCGCUGUGCCUGCGAUAAGGAAAGUAAAAAAUAUAAUGUAAAAAAUAUAAUUUAAAAAAAGGAAUCUCAGAUGCUUUGAGCACUGCCAAUUUGUCUUUGAUGAUGAUGAUUAUUAUUAUUGUUAUUAUUAUUAUUCUUUUACCAUCAACACCCAGACACAAAAAAAUAAUACAUGCUAUUUUUUGUAACAGCUAUUCCACAUUGUGUUAUCUUGUGAAAAUCAACCUCACCUUUCCAAGUCUCGCUCCUUGAAACACAACAGAACAGAAUCCAUAAAACAAGUGAGGUGUGUCUCACCGUCUCUCCUAAUUCAUUUAAUGUUUAAAGCAGGGUUGGAUUUUAAAGUAAUAGCCAUACUGUAAUCAGCUGAAGUUACACUGCAUAGGUCUAAAUGAUGUGGCCUGUUGAUGUUUUAAAAGUUGAAAUAUUUUGUUUUCCAAAAGUGGUCUGCUGGGUUUGUAAAUCACAGAGGUCAAUACCAUGCUUUUUUAUGUCGGCACAGGACUCUAUAAAGCUGAGUACAAUUAAUAACUGCUCCUACCUGCAAUUCCUCAGACUCUCUCGUCUUCUUUCCAGUCCCAUCACAGUUGUAACUGGUUUGUUAAUUUUAGAUAUUCUAGUUUUUGGAAAGGGGAUAAUAACAAAACAAUGUAACGAAAUAUGUGAGUUUUAUUUGUUAUUUUAUGUUUGUAUGUAUGAAUGUAUGUAAGUAAUUAGUAACCUAUACAAAUAGACUGUGUUAAUAUUGUUGUGGGGGAAAUUGAUUAUCUUUAACCAUCAUGGCCUUACUCUUCACACUUAUUGGUGUUCUCAGUUCUGUGUUAUAAAGAAUAUAUAUAUAUAUAUAUAUAUAUAUAUAUAUAUAUAUAUAUGUAUGUAUAUGUAUAUAUAUAUAUAUAGGAGAACACCAUUGUUGCUGAUGAUAAUAAGUUGUUCAUUUUGUAUAAAUUCUUAUUCUCUGGUUUGAUUGCUUGUUUGUUUUGUUUUUAUUUCUUGGUGUGACUAUUCUGUGCAGCAGUAAAAGCGUAAUGAGAGAUU
This is a messenger RNA of Acipenser ruthenus (sterlet), 6475 nucleotides long. Its product is annotated as MHC class II regulatory factor RFX1-like. The record is from RefSeq and is a predicted model, not a curated record. Gene Ontology annotation, molecular function: RNA polymerase II cis-regulatory region sequence-specific DNA binding; DNA-binding transcription factor activity, RNA polymerase II-specific. Gene Ontology annotation, biological process: regulation of transcription by RNA polymerase II. The transcript has 20 exons. Gene Ontology annotation, cellular component: nucleus. The coding region runs from base 213 to 2948 and encodes 911 amino acids. NCBI's taxonomy places the organism in Eukaryota, Metazoa, Chordata, Actinopteri, Acipenseriformes, Acipenseridae.